Molecule: messenger RNA, 1583 nt
Organism: Paramuricea clavata
Lineage: Eukaryota; Metazoa; Cnidaria; Anthozoa; Malacalcyonacea; Plexauridae
Source: the annotation of a GenBank genome assembly
AUGGAGGGGUUAUUUCAAAGAAAGCAUAACCAAUUGUCAAAUGAAGAAGCGGUUAUGGUUGAAAAAAACAAAAAAGAAAUAGCGUCUCGUAUUACACACGUGAUUGAUUGUGAAGCGUAUACAUGUAAGAAAAAAACAUUUCUUCGUGAAAUAUCGGUCUAUCGGGUAAAGACAGGCGAGUGUUCCUCGUUUCAAGUGUUUAUGCCGUUUUUACCGUUUAAUGAACGCGACUAUACAAUUGACUAUCAAAUAAAGAAAAUUCACGGUCUACCGAUUGUACAUAGACGUUUAACGGAUGAUUUUUAUACACUGAAAGAAUCAACAGCAUUUUUAACAGAUGAAUUUAUGUGCAAGGCGGAUCUAGUGGCUUACAAGGGUGGCGAUAUUGAACGUAUUUUGUUAAAUAAUAUGGGUGUGCGUUGUAUUAAUCUUGAAAUAUUGACAUGUCCAAAAUACAUAGAUCUGUUGACCAUAUUUGGUCAACAGCAAGAAUGUUGCCCCUAUCACCUGGGUAACCAUUAUCAUUGUUCAAAACAUGGGGUAAAAAUGUUUGCCGAAUUUGUGUAUUCGCUAUUGUGACGAUGUCGGUUGUAUUAGAUGCAUUAUCGUAUCUUUUAUUGAGACAACCCUAUAAUCCGAUUUUAUGGGAGUUGUAUUCGACCUGUACGUAUUUACGAUGGUAUAAACCCUUAUUGAAUGUUAAAGACAGAAAAAUAAACAAUUAUGUUAAAGUGAAAAAGUUUUGGUUGAAAGGUGGUUUUGAGACCGUACGCGAUUUCAUCGCCGUAGAUGAUAAAACGGAUGCGGUAGAAGAGGUUCGCAGCGACAAUCCCAAUACACCCGAUCUUAUGCGUACCAAAUCUCCGCGUAUGGCUGUCGUUGCCGUCGAUAGUGCAGCGGGGAAACAAUUCUAUAGCAUACCAGUGGAAUGGAUUUCACGAUUCGCCAUUCGUGAGGAUGGUAUGUUUUUGCUGAAAUCGUUCGAGUUUUGCUGCCGUGAAGUUCUCGCACGUUCAACGACACAGUUGGUACGUUGUCAGUCUCUUACAGUAGUCGACAAAUAUCAUGUAGAUAAACAUUAUUUUCAUGUGGGUUGCGGGGACUGUGAUGCUGGUGAAAAUUCUCAGAUAGAAGUAUUUGCCGCUACACACAUGUAUGUGGGUCUAAAAAGUAUCAUGCACCAUUUUGACACCGGACUAUAUGUGAACAUGUCUGAAAUGCUGAUUGCUCUUGAGUGUAACGAGGAAGUAUUAACAUUUUAUCUUAAAGAAGUACUUUAUGAAGAAUCACACAUAGCCGUCAUAUAUACCCCUGUAUUAAAAAAGGGUACGUAUAUUCGUAAAUAUCUUGCACAUAUUGUAGUAUGUAAAAUGUGUAUACGUUAUCUUGAAGAUUUUUUAACCUUGUUAGACCAGAGUGUGGAAAAGCACCCCUUUUCUACAUAUGAUGAGUUGGAUUGCGACGGGUAUAACCGUCUCGGCAUUCCUGUGUUGAAAUAUAUAUUAGAUGCUGAUUUCGAUAGUUUAGCAGCGAAAGCAUAUUAUGGGGGUUAUAGAUGCGUUGCACUUAGAAGGACCCUGUAG